AUGCAGAUGUCACAAACAAUGGCAUUUGGAUCCUCUAAUCUGAAAUAUUCUGGGUCAUUAUUGAUGGCAACUUUGCCAAAUGUUCCAAAAUAUUCUGAUUCUUUUAAAGCCUCUGAUAAGCUGGGCAAGAGGAAGACUCACAGCAAAGAUGAUGUUUGUGCAGUGCAGACACCAGGCAGUCCGAAGCCGUGGCUUCUGUCUUCUCUUGUUUUGUGUCUGUGUUUUCCUCAUUCUUUAUCCUCCUCCACUCUUCCUGGGAGGGUGGGCUGUUACCGCAGGGGCUUCUGGACUGCCCCUCUACCUGCCGGACCAAGCCCUGUGUUGUCACUGCAGACCUGA
Molecule: messenger RNA, 339 nt
Organism: Rangifer tarandus platyrhynchus (Svalbard reindeer)
Lineage: Eukaryota; Metazoa; Chordata; Mammalia; Artiodactyla; Cervidae
Source: the annotation of a GenBank genome assembly